Molecule: messenger RNA, 1235 nt
Organism: Ipomoea nil (Japanese morning glory)
Lineage: Eukaryota; Viridiplantae; Streptophyta; Magnoliopsida; Solanales; Convolvulaceae
Product: UDP-N-acetylglucosamine transferase subunit ALG14 homolog
Exons: 5
Coding region: 250-954 (234 amino acids)
Biological process (GO): dolichol-linked oligosaccharide biosynthetic process
Cellular component (GO): UDP-N-acetylglucosamine transferase complex
Source: RefSeq, a predicted model, not a curated record
AUUUAUAGUGUUAGACCACUUGAGAAUUAGGACCACCGCCGCCCCGCCGUGAGUCUUGACGCCGCCACUCUCCGCCGAGGUCGCUGCCAUCGCUGCGUGCCUCACGGUGCCUGCUCCAUCGAGUUAAUUAGCGAGUCAUCUCUUGAAUCCAUCGCUGUAUGUAUAUAGUGUUUACGGGAGAUUUCCCUCUUUUUCCAGAAGUAAACUGGAUUUCAUUUUCUGGGCAAGGAAACAGUAGCUCUGAUUGUAAUGGAGAAAGGCAACGCCCGUUGCAUUUACGACGCCGUGUCAUCUAAUGCUGCAAUCCUUUAUUUUGUUGGUGCCGUGACGAUCGUUAUAAUUCGGGUUGUUUUUGUUAUGUAUCGGAGCAGCAAGCCGCCCCGACCCAAAUCACCGCGACCCCUCUGCACACUCAUUGUAUUGGGUUCAGGUGGUCACACGGCAGAAAUGAUGAACUUGUUGUCUGUACUUCAAGAAGAUAGGUUUAAGCCUAGGUUUUACAUUGCUGCUGCAACUGAUAAUAUGAGUCUCCAAAAGGCACGAGUAUUCGAGGACUCUUUAGUUCACAAGGCAGGGUCUGAGGCGGUUGGAACAGCUCAGUUCAUGCAGAUAUAUCGAAGCCGAGAGGUUGGUCAAUCAUACGUAACCUCAGUUGCUACAACCUUAAUUGCUAUCGCUCACGGAUUGUGGUUAAUGAUCAAAAUCAGACCUGAAGUGAUUCUCUGUAAUGGCCCUGGAACUUGUAUACCCAUAUGUGCAAUUGCAUUUUUCUUUAAGGUACUUGGAAUCAGGUGGUCAUCUAUAUUUUAUGUUGAGAGCAUUGCCAGAGUGAAAAGGCUUUCUUUGAGCGGUUUGCUCCUUUAUAAAUUACACAUGGCUGAUCAAUUAUUUGUUCAAUGGCCACAAUUAAAAAGCAAAUAUCCUCGAGCUCAUUAUGUGGGUCGUCUUAUGUGAUUAUGCUCUAUGGUGAUGGUGAGUUUGCAAAACUUGGAUGUUGAUCUUAUUUCUCAUUCUCUUAGCUCUUUUAGGAAUUUCGGGUUGACAUUAAAGGUUAUUUGUUUCAGAAAAGGUUGUCAGAGGCAUGGUUGUUACCGGAAAAGUUGACCACAUGCAUCUUCAUAGUACUAUAUUCAAAGAGAAAACAAAUACUAAUGCAUCAUUUUUUUGUGAGGUUACAUUCUUUUUUUGUUGGUAACUACAUUUACAUGUAUUAUACAAAUGGCUUUGGGUAUGAA